Messenger RNA from Anguilla rostrata (American eel), 1077 nucleotides. RefSeq lists its product as uncharacterized. The transcript is spliced from 3 exons. NCBI's taxonomy places the organism in Eukaryota, Metazoa, Chordata, Actinopteri, Anguilliformes, Anguillidae. The record is from RefSeq and is a predicted model, not a curated record. The coding region runs from base 1 to 1077 and encodes 358 amino acids.
AUGGAGCUGAACGUGUCCUCUGUCGCGGAGAGGAACAAAAGACCAGCGAUGGCUGACAAAGACAAGAAUGGGUGGCAUGCAGAGCCAUCUGUUUUGGAAGACACCCAGAUCUUGUGUAUGGCCAUACUUCUGCUAUCCCACAAGCCCCGGUUCCAGGAGUACUCUACCUCCCAUUCACACAAAGGAAGUGGCUCUGAGGCAGAUGGAAGCAGCUCUGAGGCAGAAGGAAGUGGCUCUGAGGCAGACAGAAGCGGCUCUGAGGUAGAAGGAAGUGGCUCUGAGGCAGAGGGAAGUGGCUCUGAGGCAGACAGAAGCAGCUCUGAGGCAGACAGAAGUGGCUCUGAAGCAGAAGAAAGUGGCUCUGAGGUAGAAGGAAGUGGCUCUGAGGCAGAGGGAAGUGGCUCUGAGGCAGACAGAAGUGGCUUUGAAGCAGAAGAAAGUGGCUCUGAGGUAGAAGGAAGUGGCUCUGAGGCAGAGGGAAGUGGCUCUGAGGCAGAGGGAAGCGGCUCUGAGGCAGAGGGAAGUGGCUCUGAGGCAGACAGAAGUGGCUUUGAAGCAGAAGAAAGUGGCUCUGAGGUAGAAGGAAGUGGCUCUGAGGUAGAAGGAAGUGGCUCUGAGGCAGACAGAAGUGGCUCUGAGGCAGAGGGAAGUGGCUCUGAGGCAGACGGAAGUGGCUCUGAGGCAGAGGGAAGCAGCUCUGAGGCAGACAGAAGUGGCUCUGAGGCAGAGGGAAGUGGCUCUGAGGCAGACAGAAGUGGCUCUGAGGCAGACAGAAGUGGCUCUGAGGCAGACAGAAGUGGCUCUGAGGCAGAGGGAAGCAGCUCUGAGGCAGGCAGAAGUGGCCCUGAGGCAGACAGAAGCUCUGAGACAGAGAGAAGUGGCUCUGAGGCAGACAGAAGUGGCUCUGAGGCAGAGAGAAGCGGCUCUGAGGCAGACAGAAGCGGCUCUGAGGCAGACAGAAGUGGCUCUGAGGCAGACAGAAGCUCUGAGGUAGAAGGAAGCGGCUCUGAGGCAGACAGAAGCUCUGAGGCACUUCCUUUCCAACAGGAGGAUGAAGCAGAUGGCCCAAGGACUUGA